UAUAAACACCCACAAGGAUCCUUCAAAGCUUCUCACUUCACACAAAACUUUCCAUCCCUCGAAAAAGAGAUCAAAAUGGCGGUAACAAAGAACGCAAUCAUCUGUCUCUUCACGCUCGUGGCCGCGACUCUCAUCGCGGGCUGCAUGGGGAUGACCCACAAGGUCGGUGGCUCGGAGGGAUGGGCACCCGGCGUGGACUACUACGACUGGGUCACUUCACGGCACUUCCAAGUCGGUGACUCUCUUCUCUUCGCCUACGACAAGAACUUCCACGACGUGACGGAACUCGCCAGUCCAUUAGGGUUCGAGUUCUGCGACAUGUCUUCCGCUACGGCGAGAUACAAGACCGGUAAUGACGUGGUUAACCUGACGCGUCCGGGUCGGUACUACUUCGUGUGCGGAGCUCCUGGCCAUUGUCAUGCCGGACAGAGGUUUGAUAUCCUGGUCACAUCGCCAUUGCCGCCCGCUUCAAGCCCUCGGCCUUGGUGCUUGCCUUGGUUUUGUUAGCAUGAUUUUUUUUGGGGUCGAUUGGGUUUGAGCUCAAUCCCACGAGUGUUUUCUUUUUGGGUUGCUAAUUUUUUUUAAUAUGGUCUUUUCUUUAAUUAGAUUGUUACUCAUCAGUGAUCAGAUAAUUGUCCAGAAUCAGAUCGUGUUCUUUUAUGCUUAAAAUAAAAUGUCUCCGAAUUCUUUUUAAUUAUUGUGCCACGCU
Molecule: messenger RNA, 709 nt
Organism: Tarenaya hassleriana
Lineage: Eukaryota; Viridiplantae; Streptophyta; Magnoliopsida; Brassicales; Cleomaceae
Product: mavicyanin-like
Exons: 1
Coding region: 76-507 (143 amino acids)
Cellular component (GO): plasma membrane
Molecular function (GO): electron transfer activity
Source: RefSeq, a predicted model, not a curated record